Molecule: messenger RNA, 3542 nt
Organism: Ornithodoros turicata
Lineage: Eukaryota; Metazoa; Arthropoda; Arachnida; Ixodida; Argasidae
Gene: cert
Product: ceramide transfer protein-like
Exons: 12
Coding region: 247-1977 (576 amino acids)
Biological process (GO): ER to Golgi ceramide transport
Molecular function (GO): lipid binding
Source: RefSeq, a predicted model, not a curated record
ACUCCUUUUUUUGUGGAUGUCUGCCCUGUUGUAAAAGGGAUUAGGCGAACCUGAACCCUGAACCACCACCAAGGCCAGCUCAAACCCGUCCAUGCCUAGCUCUACCUGUAGUUUCAAUUCAGCAACACUGAGCUGUUUUUUUUUUUCUUCAUGUAAGAUGGCGUUUUGGUUGCAAAUUGUGUAAUUCCCUGCGGCGUCUGUUUCGUUGUGUUUUUGUGGAGACUACCGAAAGCAGGUCGUACCAGCAUGUCAGAUGAUCACAGCAUCAACUUGAGCGAUGAAGAGGACGAUUUUGAGCAGUCGUCGAGCCCGUCAGAACUACACGGAACACUCUGCAAAUGGACAAAUUACAUACACGGCUGGCAGGACCGCUAUAUUGUGCUUAAAGACGGCACUUUGUCAUACUACAAGUCUGAAAACGAUACUGCCUUUGGUUGUCGGGGAGCCAUCAGCAUUUACAAAGCCACCGUCAAGCCUCACGAGUUUGACGAAUGUCGAUUUGAUGUGAGCGUCAAUGACUGCGUCUGGUACCUGCGGACCGAUGUGCCCGAGGAACGAAACCGCUGGGUCGAAACACUCGAGACAUACAAGGUGGACUCCGCAUAUGGCAGUGAAAACAGUUUACGAAGACAUGGUUCCGCACUUUCACUGGGUUCCACAAGUGUGUCAUCACUGAAGAAAGGACGUGGACUACGAGAGAAACUCCUGGAAAUGGAAACGUUCCGUGACAUACUCUGUCGCCAAGUAGACACCCUGCAGGUCUAUUUUGAUGCCUGCGCUGCUUCUUCUGCAGAAAAUGUGGAAGACUGUUCUUCGGAUGAGCAAGCAACGGAAAGUGGUGGUCAUGUUACAGACAUACUCUCUUCAAGGUUCAAGUCAAUGGCUGCGGGGCUGAGUAGCGGAGGUCAUGCCAUCGACUUCAAGGGCGAAGCCAUCACGUUCAAGGCUACCACCGCUGGCAUACUUGCAACUUUGUCGCACUGUAUAGACCUCAUGGCACAGCGAGAGGACGCCUGGAAAAGGAGGCUGGAAAGGGAAGUGGACAAGCGGAAAAAAGUAGAAGAUGCAUACAAGCAUGCCAUGUCCGAGGCACAGCCACCAGUAGUGCUCGGGGGACCAGACUACGAGGAAGGGCCACACAGCAUGAUAAACGAGGAGGAGUUUUUUGAUGCCAUUGACGCUGCACUUGAUCGCAAUGAACAGCAGGAAGAGGAAAGGCGUCAAAUCAAGAACAAGGUGAGGGAGCUCUUGCGGCCACCCUCAACGGUGACUCAGCACCCACUCUGGAACGAGAUUGAGGGCACAACACUGGAACAGCUGAGGUAUGCCCUCAUGGGUGUGGGUGAGGGUGGCUGGCAGCUGUUUGCGGAAGAUGGAGAGAUGAAGAUGUACAAAAGGGAAGUGGAAGAAGGUGGAGUUGUGUGUGACCCCCUGAAGGCAGUGCAUGUCGUACGAGGAGUCACAGGGCAUGAGAUGUGCCACUAUUUUUAUAAUCCAGAUGUGAGAUUUGAUUGGGAAACAACCUUGGAAACAAUGAAUGUGGUGGAAGUGCUGGAGCCAUCGACAGUCAUAGUGCACCAGAUCCAUAAGCGGGUGUGGCCAGCUACACAGAGGGAUGCCCUCUUCUGGUCCCACAUGGAACGUAUGCCCAAUGCUCAGGAUCCAGAUGCCCAUGACAUUUGGAUUGUCUGCAACAACUCGUGUGAUGCCCCAGAGGUCCCUGUAGGCAAGUGUGUGCGUGUCCGGCUCACGGUGUGUCUCAUGUGCCAGACGUUUGUUGAUCCCCCACAGCCCAACAGCAAAAUUACUAGGGAUAACCUAUCCUGUAGGAUCACCUACUGUUCAACUAUUAAUCCUGGAGGGUGGGCCCCAGCAUCUGUCCUCCGUGCCGUCUACAAGAGAGAGUACCCAAAGUUCCUCAAGCGUUUCACCCAGUAUGUCAAAGAUCAGACAGAAAGCAAGGACAUCAUGUUCUAGAAUGCCUCCACAGUCAUUUUAAAGGGAACCUUCUGUGGUACACUCAUGAUGACACGCAAGUUCUUCCAAGAUGUGUGGAACAAAAUGGUGAUUAAGUUGGUCUGUACAUAUAACAUCCAGCUGUUCUUCCGCAUUGUUGACGACUGAUAUUUAAUGUGUUCAUACACCGCACUGAAAGUCAAUUUGAUUCAAGGGCAAACAAAAGUAUUUACAUCACCCAUGUGAUAUUAUUGCACUGUGUUGACUGCCAGUAAGUGUUUGUGAAUCAGUUAAUACCAGGAGGGGUUCACCAAAGGGAAAAAAAAAACUAUUUGCAGCUGCUUUAUAUUGAACCUGUUUUCCUAAUACUCUGUAUUAUGAUUUUCAAACUUUUUGAAACUAAACUAGUCAGAGUUGCUCAUGAAAGACAAACUGCACCUUCUGUUACAUUUAUCGUUUGUAAAUAUCUCUCAGAAAUCAAAGUGAGUGGUGCUUUCCUUCUUUAAAUGGUUUCAUUAGUGUUCCUUACACGACUUGAAUCUCGAUUUUUAUCUUUCAUAAGUACAACAGGGUGUCUACCAAAUUCCCUAACUUUUCCAGGUUUUCACUGCCAAUUUCAGGCAAAUUCCCUGACAAAAACAAAAGAGAACUUGGUGCCUGCUCCUACAUUUUGAUACAGAUCCCCCAUAAAACGGACCAUUUAUUAAGUAUAUUAGUGAGGCUACCCUACAUUUCUACCUCAGAGCUUGUCGCCACAGGUCGCACUUGUCUGCGAUUUUCCCUGACAAUCCCCUGACUUUUCCAGGUUGGUAGACACCCUGUACAAGCUUUAAAUGAAGCAAAAUACUGAUGGAAUUUGAGAUUUGGUAACUUGGUGCAUUCUAAAGGUGCAUUCUAAAUGCUGAGUAUUUUGCCUAGCUGAAUGGAAUUUUAAGCUUUAACUUACCAAAAAGUAAUUUAGUAUUCCGAUUUGUUUUUAAUUACGGUGAAAAAAUAAGCGUUUUUUUUUUUUUUUUUUUUAGUUUAACUCCCAAAAUCUUGCACAAAUGCGUGAAUUAAAGAAAGGUGGAGUCGAUAUUGCAAAUCUUUGAAAUGCUGCCAAAUUAUUUUGAUACUAGUUAUGGCAAAAGUCUCCAUGGAGGUGUACAUUACUAAAACUUUCAAACUCAACCAGCAUCAUAUUCUCAGACCUGUAGGUUUCAAAUAUCUGCUGUUUAUUAUGUGAUAAUGAUAGGAGACAUCCAAAAUCUUUGUAAAAUAACUUGUUCCUCUUGCAAGUUAAAUCCAACUUAGAAGGGCUGGCAAAUGGUUACAAGUUCAUUGUGUAUGUUCAGCAUCGGUAGUGUAGCAGAUUUUAUUAAUUUUAGUGCAGGUUGCUGACACUUUGAGAGGGCAAAAAAAAAAAAAAGCCACUUAGAGAGGUGCACGAUAGUUUUGUGGAAAAAAAGAACACCUCAUGGCCUUUGAAAUCCUUUUAUACUUUCAAGCUUUUUUCUACGGCAAAAGAAAAGGAAAUUGUCUAACCUCGUAUGUUGAAUGUGCUUUUGUAAGAAAAGUUAUGUGCAAGAAUAACUAUAUAAUCGUUU